This is a messenger RNA of Notothenia coriiceps (black rockcod), 1546 nucleotides long. RefSeq names its product RNA binding motif protein 17 (gene rbm17). Gene Ontology annotation, molecular function: RNA binding. The transcript has 13 exons. Bases 138 to 1397 code for a protein of 419 amino acids. Gene Ontology annotation, cellular component: precatalytic spliceosome. Gene Ontology annotation, biological process: alternative mRNA splicing, via spliceosome; mRNA cis splicing, via spliceosome. The record is from RefSeq and is a predicted model, not a curated record. NCBI's taxonomy places the organism in Eukaryota, Metazoa, Chordata, Actinopteri, Perciformes, Nototheniidae.
UAGUUUUGUUGUUGUGCUGCUGACUUCCGCUUCGUACAGCGAGGAGCUAACUUUAAUAAAUGUGCCGCUAAACUAUUUUAUGUUACAGGCACUGGCAUAUAGUUAAUGUGCAGACAUUUCUUAAACCGGAGACAGCUAUGUCGUUAUACGAUGAGAUCGGUGUGGGUGCGAGUGACACCAAGACUGAAGGCUGGUCCAAGAACUUCAAGCUGCUGCAGUCCCAGCUGAAAGUGAAGAAGGCUGCUCUGACCCAGGCCAAGACCCAGCGGAUGAAGCAGAGCUCGGUCUUGGCUCCGGUUAUUGAUCUAAAGAGAGGAGGCUCCAUUGAUGAAAGACAGAUCAUAGACACUCCUCCACAUGCUGCCGCUGGACUUAAGGACACCGUGCCCAGUGGUUUCUCCUCUAGCGAUGCGCUGAUCCCGUUGGCGGAUGAGUACGAUCCAAUGUUCCCAAACGACUACGAGAAGGUGGUAAAGCGACACAGAGAAGAGCGUCAGAGACAGAGGGAGCUGGAGCGGCAGAAGGAGAUCGAUGAUAGAGAAAAGAAGAGGAAAGACAGGCACGAGGGAGGAGCUCCGAGUGGCUUCUCUCGAUUCCCUGCAGCGGAGGGCGAGUCAGAUGAGGAGGAAGACUAUGAAGCAGAGCGGAGGAAAAGAACUUUAGGUGGAGCAGCCAUCGCCCCUCCAUCUUCACUCGUGGACAAGGACGGCUCCUACUGCUACGAAGAGGAAGUUCGUCCCCCAAGAGGCUCAAAGGCCGCCAUCCCUCCCCCGAUGUAUGAAGAGUCAGAGCGAGCGCGCUCACCACCCGGACCCACCAGCUCCUUCCUCGCUAACAUGGGAGGUACGGUGGCCCAUAAGAUCAUGCAGAAGUAUGGAUUCAAAGAGGGCCAGGGCCUGGGGAAGCACGAGCAGGGCCUCAGCACGGCGCUGUCUGUGGAGAAGACGAGCAAGAGAGGAGGAAAGAUCAUCAUCGGAGACGCUGCAGAAAAACCAGGCUCCAGCCAGGCAGGUGCUCCUGAGACUUCAGGAGGAGGCUUUUCAGGGGACAAUGUCAAGAAGUCAGAUGCCAACCCGCUCACAGAGAUCCUAAAAAACCCCACCAAAGUUGUCCUGCUCAGGAACAUGGUGGGCAGAGGAGAGGUGGACGAAGACUUGGAGGGAGAGACGAAAGAAGAGUGCGAGAAAUACGGCAAAGUGGUUAGAUGUGUCAUUUUUGAGAUCGCAGUUGUGCCAGAUGAGGACGCUGUCCGGAUAUUUCUGGAGUUUGAGAGGGUGGAGUCAGCCAUCAAAGCCGUGGUGGAUCUGAACGGACGUUAUUUCGGCGGGCGAAUCGUCAGGGCCUGCUUUUACAAUCUAGACAAAUUUCGGGUUUUGGACCUCGGUGAGCAGGUGUGACGUCUCAUCUUCUCACAACGUGUACAUAAACUUUUUUUUAUAUUUUCUGAACAACAGUGACCUGUCAGUAUGUAGUGGUGAUUCCGUCUUGUAGGUUAAUAUCAUUAAAAAUACCUUUAUGUUGAGACAAAAUAAAGAGUAUGAACGAC